AUGCAGGUGUGUGAGACCCCAGGACCACACUGCUUUGCACCCACUCUGGCCUGGCCCCGGGGUUACAUUGUCCCGUCAUUUUCAUUUACUUCUACCCCUGUUACGUCUACCCCUGACUCCAGGUUGGUUUACCUUACUAAUGUCAGUCUGGGAGAGCCAAUCCAGAGGGCAGAGGGGAUUUGGUCCCUGUGUAAAUAUUCUCUCCCUUAUUAUAUUUCUCUCUGCUCUCUAUCCUUCACCCUUCUACUCCCUCUAUCCCUUUACUCUCCCCCCUCUCUCUCCCUGCCCCUCACUGACCCUCCCCCUCACCCCUCUGCAGUCGUGGAUCCUGAGUGUGAGAGAAGCUCGGCCACCAUCUACUUCUGGUACCGCCAGACCCUGAACACUACCAGCACCAUCGCAGACAGCGGCGGCCUGAACGUCAAGAUGACCCUGUCUCUGCUGGUGGCCUGGAUCAUCGUCUGCCUGGCUGUCAUCAGAGGUAUCGCAUCCUCCGGAAAGGCCCCAACCAGUCCAUCAGUGUGUUAUAGUGUGUUCAAGCUGGAGAAGAUGCUGGAGCCCCAGGUGUGGAGGGAGGCAGCCACACAGGUGUUUUCUGCCCUUGGCCUGCUUCGGUGGAGUCAUCACCUUCUCCAGCUACAACAAGAUAGACAACAACUGCCACUUUGACGCCAUGCUCGUCUCCUUUAUAAACCUUUUCACCUCCAUCCUGGCUACUCUGGUGGUGUUCGCCGUGCUGGGCUUCAAGGCAAACCUUAUGAAUGUGAAGUAUGUCAUAGUGUGAGUUCAAAUCAACUGCCCUAUCGGACGUAGGGUAAGUUGAGUCAAAGGGAUAAGUUGAGCCACCCUUGUUUCUAGGAAACCAUACACAAAAUGAAUAAUGUGGCCAAAUAUUUAGGACGAGGUCAUAAUUUCAUAGAGUAUGAAUGAAGAAACCACAUCGAAAAAGUGGUAGGCAAGUUAGGUCCAAAAAACUGAAAACUGGUUUUCACAAAGUCAAAUGAGUGUAUUGUGUUAUAAGUUAUUGUGUCAUGAUGCUUGUAUCUAAAUCAAAGUAUAUAUUUUUAAGAUUGUUUUAUACAUCAGUUGGGGUCUUUAUAAGCCACCAUAUGAGUUCCUAAACCUAGCAUGAAAGUGCAUCCCUGUAGCUGUGUGGGUUAAUAUAGUCAAAAUGUUUGCCUUGGGGUAAGUUGAGCCAAUGGCCACCAUACCCCAUACAAACGAUGAUUACAUUUGGUCAGUUUUAUGCAUAAAACUGAUAGUAUUUUUGCAAUGUGUCAUGCGUAUGAACUCAAGUGCAUUUUAUUGUUACAGAGAAGACAUCAUCAUAUCCUGUGCAUACAGACAUAUAAAGGGCAAUGGUAUC
Molecule: messenger RNA, 1366 nt
Organism: Oncorhynchus tshawytscha (Chinook salmon)
Lineage: Eukaryota; Metazoa; Chordata; Actinopteri; Salmoniformes; Salmonidae
Product: sodium-dependent neutral amino acid transporter B(0)AT2-like
Exons: 3
Coding region: 1-669 (222 amino acids)
Biological process (GO): glycine transport; sodium ion transmembrane transport; proline transport
Cellular component (GO): synaptic vesicle; membrane
Source: RefSeq, a predicted model, not a curated record